CGAUUGGUCCGUACAAGGUCUGACUAUACCUUUGGCAUACUACCCUAGUCUAGUGUUAUACAGGUCAGGUAUAUAGUCAUCUUCUCCUAGCUAGAUAGCAACUCAGCGCAGUAUUCUAUCAACUCGAUAGUCCUACGUUGUUGUUCACUGUAGCUAUCUGUGGGGGCGAGUGGACAGUACGCAUGUGGGAAGGAUUGAAGGAUUGAACUGACUGUUCUACAUGCUCUGGAGUGGAGCCAUACAUAAGGAAAUGUCUACGUUGAUGUUGUGUAGCUGUCAACAUAUAGUCGUGCGACGUAGCAACCAAUCAGCAGCGAUAACCGAGACAAUGGGCGAACACACGUCGUCGUCGCUGCUUCAACUUCCUCGAAAACUACGCGAUCGAAUCUGGAGCUAUGCAUACGGAGAUCUCAUCGUACAUGCUGAGCCAGCAUGUGUCGAUCAAAAGAUGAACCCUUCAGGGAACUAUGCCUUUAGAUAUGUCCUCUGCCAGCAGCUGGGCUCAUCUUCAGAUUCAUUGAAGAUGCUAGAGUGCUGUCCUGGUGCAAAGAGAGGCUCUGCAAACGGUGAACGAACACCCUUCUUCUGGCCAAUUGUGAACAAACAAUUCUGGGCCGAGACUAUCGAGAUAUUCUACGCAUCUGCAACGUUCAAAGUUGCAGGCAGCGUCGAUCUCUACAUACUGGCCUCUUCACAGCAGCAGAGUGUGAGACGCAUGCGCAAACUCGAGGUCCGGAUUGGCUUGGGCAUCAGACAUCACAACCGUAUCUGGAGCCCGGCAAGAUGCUCAAGCGUAAUCAAGCACUUCGAAAACUUACGAGGUCUCACACUACUGAUUGGCCUCGUAGUAGAAGACGACAGCAACUACACUGGCACAUGCGUCAACUACAAUUACGACAAUGGCAAACGCAUUGGAACAGUCAUUCGUGGCAGCAGAAUGGAAGGUUGGGUAUGGGAAGAGCAGAGGAACUGGUUUCCUGUGUUUCUGCGCUCAUUCCAGCAGCAUCAUCUACAGGACAAUCUCACCCGAGUCGCCGUCAUCGACAGGCGCAAACAGAAUCGGGGCAGGGCCUUCAACUAUCAUGAAAAGGACCCUAGAUCGAGGGAGAAAGAUUUAUGGCGUGAAGAUGUCGUCAUACAAGAAGCUCUGAGACAGGACCUUGCGGUUAGUAUGCGGGCAGUGUUACUCGGGCAGAACAUAAGCCAAUUAUUUCCGGACUGGGAAGUUGAGAACGAACGGCUGUUAGAGGAGAACGAACGUACAUAA
Messenger RNA from Macroventuria anomochaeta, 1267 nucleotides. RefSeq lists its product as uncharacterized. The record is from RefSeq and is a predicted model, not a curated record. Lineage: Eukaryota; Fungi; Ascomycota; Dothideomycetes; Pleosporales; Didymellaceae. The coding region runs from base 221 to 1267 and encodes 348 amino acids. The transcript has 2 exons.